AUGGAUCGAGAGCAGUUCAGAGCAGCGGCCCAUGCAGCCAUUGACGACAAUCGCCGCGUCCUCCCCACCAUCGAACCGGGGUAUCUGCGUCCCCAAAUCCCCGACAGCCCACCGCUCGAGCCACAAGCAUGGUCUGAAAUCCAAGCAGACAUUGAAUCCAAAAUUCAGCCGGGACUGACACACUGGCAAUCGCCCAACUUCAUGGCUUUUUUCCCCGCGUCCGUCACAUAUCCCAGUAUACUAGGGGAGAUGUACUCCGCGGCCUUCACCGCGCCUGCCUUCAAUUGGAUCUGUUCGCCGGCAUGUACUGAGCUUGAGACUGUUGUAAUGGACUGGGUUGGCAAGGCGUUGGGAUUACCUGAGUGUUUCCAGAGCACCUCCGCGAAUCGUGGUGGUGGUGUUAUUCAAGGCACCGCAAGCGAGUCAGUCGCAACCAUGUUAAUAGCGGCGCGCGAGCGGCGCGCACGCGAAUUGACCCUCGCUGAUGGCGUGAAAGAUGGCUCGGCCGAAUACGAAGACAGAAUAUGUGCCCACCGGGUUAAGCUAGUUGCUCUCAGCAGCGAUCAAGCGCACAGCAGUAUUGCAAAGGCUGCCUUGGUUGCAGGCACAAGGUUCCGCAGUGUCCCUGCCAAGCUGGAGGAUAACCUAGAAAUGACGGGGGAAUCACUACGGGCUGUGUUGACACAGAUCGAGGAACGAGAUGGACUCGUUCCUUUCUUUAUUACAUUUACUAUGGGCACGACCAGCUCGUGCGCCGUGGAUCGGUUCGCGGAGCUCAAGGCCGUUUUGAAUGAGAAGGAGUCCUGGCGGCGUAUAUGGGUGCAUAUCGAUGCUGCGUAUGCCGGCGCAGCUUUGGUUGCGGAUGAAUAUCAACAUUUUGCGCAGCAUUUUGCCGAGGGAGUGGACAGUUUCAAUAUGAACAUGCACAACUGUCUCUUUGUCCGCAACCGCGUCGACCUAACUGACGCCCUCGACAUCACACCAAUCUACCUGCGUAACCCCUACUCGGAACAAGGCACAGUCAUCGACUACCGCAACUGGCAGAUCUCGCUGGGCCGACGAUUCCGCAGUCUGAAAAUUUGGUUUGUCAUGCGCAGCUAUGGGCUCAAUGGAAUGAAAGCGCAUAUCCGCAAAGGCAUCGCGCUGGGGGAUUUGUUCGUGGACAAAAUCCGGAGUCGACCGGAUCUAUUCGAAAUUGUUACCAAGCCUGCUUUUGGAUUGACGGUGCUUCGAGUACGAAGUAGCCCCAGCACUACGGCAGUCACCAACGGCACGAAUGGCGAGAAAGGUGGAUCUAAACAUGCCAUUGCACAGGUCGACGAAAAAGCGAAUGAACUCACCAAACAGGUCUAUGAAUUAAUCAAUUCUCGCGGAGAGGUAUAUCUGACUUCUUCAGUUAUUGCUGGUAUAUAUGUUAUUAGAGUUGUGAGUGGAAGCGCAUUGGCGGAUGAAUCGCAUCUAUUGCGCGCAUUUGAUAUUUUGGUCAGUACGACGGAGGAAAUCUUGCAUACAUAG
Messenger RNA from Talaromyces atroroseus, 1515 nucleotides. RefSeq lists its product as hypothetical. Gene Ontology annotation, biological process: amino acid metabolic process. NCBI's taxonomy places the organism in Eukaryota, Fungi, Ascomycota, Eurotiomycetes, Eurotiales, Trichocomaceae. The coding region runs from base 1 to 1515 and encodes 504 amino acids. The record is from RefSeq and is a predicted model, not a curated record. The transcript is spliced from 3 exons. Gene Ontology annotation, molecular function: pyridoxal phosphate binding; carboxy-lyase activity.